CACGAAAAUUAAUUUCCGUAAAAAUUAAUCCUUUAGGGUACUCCUGUGGCUACUGACAGUUUACAGGGCGGCAAAAAAAUGGUUUACAAACGAUGUUAAGUGGCUCUAUACUGUUUUGGCCCUGGGAACAAAUUUGCCUGCUCCAAUCUGAAAAUCCCGGGAAAAAAUGCCCGACUUAUUUUUACGGGGUCUUCAGGACGUGAACAUAACAUAUUUUUGAUGGUAGCCUUAAGGUGUCGAAUAACCCUGGGAAGGAGGUUGGACGGCUUUAGUAAAAAUAAAUGUUCCAUUCUUCAUAAGCUUAUACAGAUCUGUUUCAAAAGCUACACAGAGCAGCAUUUUGGUGCAAGCAUCUUCUUACUGUGAUGAAGACAUGCCUGAUUCACCACUGACUUCUCCAAAUCCUCUUCAAUCUCUGACAACAAGUUGUGAUGAGACUUCAAUAAAUAUCUUCAGAAAUCAUACCGAGAAUGAGAAUAAAAAAGAAGAUGCACUGGCUGCAGAUGGAGACGAACAAAGUACUGAAAAUCUGUUUAUACUAUUGAUAGAAGAAAGUGGAAUGAAAAAGGAGAAUACAGUUUCCAAUGAAGAUAAAAUCAAUAAAGUAAGCAGUGCAGAAGAGGAAGGUGGGGAAAAGGUUUUUAUGAAUGAAAAAGCAAAAGAAUCCUACCUAAGGUACAAGACUUUACGACCGGACAUUUCCGAUGGAUUGGCAAAGAGUAAAUAUGACACAGUAAUCUCGAUGGACGAGUGUGUGUCUAAUGAAGUAGAAGUAAACCCACCUUCUGAACUGCAGAGAGCAAGAUUACCCACAAUACAAAGUAAUGAUGCGCUAGUCAAUCCAGUGAACUAUAAGACGUAUACAAAUAAAUCCAAUGACAAUUCUUCAAUUAUGAACAUUCAGACCAAUCCAGUGUUUGGAUUACAAGAUAGCAAUUCACCGGAGACUCAUAAUUCGCUUUUCAAAAACCCGAAUGUUGAGAGUUGUACAAAGAUAACAGCAAAUUUAUUGAUGGGUGAGUGUUCAUCUAAAGACAGUGAAAUUCCGCCAUCCGCAUCUCCACCAUCGGCACCUCCACCGUCGGCACCUUUAUCAGUUAGACGCCUGUCAAGUACAUUAAAUAUUUGCACUGAUUCAUUAUUCAAGGACUUAAAUUUAGAGAAUUAUACAAAUAUUACCAAUACAGACAGAUUUAUAGUCGACAGCAAUGUUUUAUUUUCACUCUUUCAAAAAUGUCGAACACCGGGUUGUGGAGCGAGCGCUAUUAUUGUGAAAAAAAAGACUCGAGGUGCUGUGUUGUGUGUCAAUGUGAAGUGUUCGAGUGGUCAUUUUUUCGAGUGGUCCAGCAGUGGCGAGUCAAGAGGAUUGUACUCGACGAAUUUGCUUCUUUCUGCAGCUACGGUGCUUUCUGGGAAUUGGCAUCAGAAAUUAGAACAAUUUUUGAAGUACAUGAAGGUAAAAUAUGUUACUGCUAGAUACACGCAACUCAUAGAGCGACGAUACUUGACACCAUCUAUUGAUGACUUCUAUAACAGAAUCAAGUCGGACGUUCUUAUUAAUCCAGAAAAAAGCAUGUUUAAAUUUUCAAGCAACGUAACUUGUGGCAAUAGAGACAAAGUAGCUGAAAUCGAUCGUUAUUUCCAGUUUGAUCCAAAAUCCUUGACACGUGCUAAGCGUGCACCUCGGAAUUCUCUUAAGGGAAAAAAGAAGAAAAAGAAAGCGAAAAAGAAGAAGGAUUACUGGUAUAUUCCGUACUUUCUUGCCAGAAUAUUGUAUCAGCGUGAAAUGGACACGUCGAGACUCGCUUCAAAGGAGCGACCGACAUUUGUUGAAGACAUGCGUUAGUGAAAACUUAGUUUUCAAAACAGAAGAAGUAAUAUCUGUGAAAUAUGUAAAUAUUGUAAGUUAUUUUCACACAACUUUAAGAAAAUUGAUAUUUGAAGUGUUAAAAAAUGUUUUG
This is a messenger RNA of Hydractinia symbiolongicarpus, 1961 nucleotides long. RefSeq lists its product as uncharacterized. The record is from RefSeq and is a predicted model, not a curated record. The transcript is spliced from 5 exons. Lineage: Eukaryota; Metazoa; Cnidaria; Hydrozoa; Anthoathecata; Hydractiniidae. The coding region runs from base 374 to 1846 and encodes 490 amino acids.